This is a messenger RNA of Zootermopsis nevadensis, 1327 nucleotides long. RefSeq lists its product as uncharacterized. NCBI's taxonomy places the organism in Eukaryota, Metazoa, Arthropoda, Insecta, Blattodea, Termopsidae. The record is from RefSeq and is a predicted model, not a curated record.
CAUGGGAUAUUUUUCGUUUGAGCCGUUGGCGACAGUGAGCUGGCGGGAAUGUGUUUUUGUUUCAGUCGUGGUCUAUUCAAAGUAAUCGGUAAUUAUGGAAUCAGAAGCAAGUGAGUCACAGGCAUCUGUGUAUACAGAGAUGGGCAUUGGUAUUGGACCUGGAGAUGAAUUUGGACUGAAUGAAGUUCAUGCUUAUUUGACAGACAAACUUAAGAGGCUUAGUGUUGUUAUUGAUAAGUAUCAUUCCUCAGAAGACAAUAACCCUGUGCCCCAAGUGAGAGGGGAUCUUCAGCAACUUUUGAAAUAUAAAAUAUCAUUUGUGAGUUGUCUGUCACAACAGUUAAGACGUUUGCAUCCACAGGAAUGGGUACGAUUCUCUGCACAUGUACAGCUGGAUGUAAUUGCAGGCUUGAAGAAGGAGGUACAAGACUUAAAAUCUUUAUUAAGUGUAUGUGAGAAGCAACUCCAUGAAGACAAAAAUGAGCUUGCAGAUUUAGAAGAGAAGAUUAAACAUUUGGAUGAAAUGUAUGUGGAGAGGCAGAGAAAUCCAGAAGUCUAUGAGAUGGAUUCACUGCUGCCAGUGCAGAAGAGUCUUUCAGUGGAAUUCAAUAAACACAGGAGAGAGCUGAAUGACAUGAUAGAAAAGAUCUUCCCAGGUGAUAACAAUUACCUGGUGGAUUUUCUUCAGGUUCUGACCAAGGCAUAUUUUGAUGAUGAGAGUAGUGACCCAUAUGUCAAUCUAGAAGAUCAGUACCACUGCCUUGAAAUGCUUCUGGAAGCUGACAUCAUCACUCGACAUCCACAUGAUUUUAACAAGUUUCGGCUUACAAACUUCCUUCAGUAAGAAACUUGUCACCUUUCAGCUGACAUUUAGUAAUAGAAAUGCAAAGGAUGUUCUGCAGUUUUGCAUGAAUUUUGACACUACUUAUGUUUAGAUGCAGAAUAACUCAUACAUUAUUGUCAUGGUGCAGAUUUAUUUCUCUUCUAAAGUUCAGUUUUCUUAGUGUAAUGUCACUGAAUGAGUUUGUUUUUAUAGUUUCAUUUCACACACUUUUGUUAUAUAUUUUCUGGUACACAUUAAUUAAAAAUUCCAGUAAGCCUUUUGUUAUGGAUGAAUGUAUGUCAUUAUUGUUUGUUUCCAUUGUGUUCUGUAAAAUUUAAUUUGCUACAUGGUAUUGUAUAUUAUGUCUCAUUUAUUUCUACAGUUCAAGACUGAAGUGAUAAAGCAGCUAGUAAUUUGUGAAUUAGACCUGUGGAUAGUGAUAAAACACAUUUUCCUUACAGUUCUUGAGGUCUUUGUAUAAUAAAAUGGGGCUGAGUAAUAGUA